Lepisosteus oculatus (spotted gar) is the source of this 1554-nucleotide messenger RNA. The record is from RefSeq and is a predicted model, not a curated record. Lineage: Eukaryota; Metazoa; Chordata; Actinopteri; Semionotiformes; Lepisosteidae.
CUUUGGGUUUGGGUGUCUGGAACACUGUAUUAUGAGUUGGGUUUAAUGUGUGCAGGGCUGGGAAUAAACUGCAGUUUCACAGUCCUCAGCAUUUUUCUUCAGGACUGCAAAGUCUGUAUCUUGUAAGUUAUCAGAUCAGUGGUGCAAUUUUCUUAACUGAACUUUUUUUUUAAAGAAAUCAAUGGAAAUAUUGGGACUAAGAAGGGCAUACAUAGGAGUAUCAUGUUUCAGUUCUGGACAAGACAUAAAUGGUAAGAAAGAACAGGGAUUGCUGCCUGGGUCAGUAGAAUGUUUGCCGUUUUAUUUCUGCAGGUAAAAAAGGAACAGAAAGCUGCACUGAAGUUUUCACUGAGACCUGACUGCGAGAAUCGCUUUUUUGUGAAUACUUCUGGACGGGGAAACAUUAACAGGAAAACAUGCACUGGGCAGUUCUCUUGCUCUCUGCUUUGUUGGCCGUUCAGAUUACUGUUUCCAAAUCAAGUUUAGAAGUUGCAGGAGUGAAUUUCAACAACCUCAACAGUGAUACUCGUCAGCUGCUGGCUAAAAUCAAAUUUGCAGCCAGGAGUUGCAAGGAAAUUAAAGACAGAUACGGAGUUUGUGAAGAUGGCCUUUACUACUUGAUUUCCAGACACGGGGAGCUGUAUCAGACCUUCUGUGACAUGACCACCAACGGGGGAGGCUGGACUCUGGUGGCCAGUGUCCAUGAGAACAACAUGUAUGGGAAAUGCACUGUGGGUGACCGCUGGUCCAGCCAGCAAGGGAACAACCCCAACGUCCCAGAGGGAGAUGGCAGCUGGUCCAACAAAGUGACAUUCGGAUCUGCUGAGGCGGCCACUUCAGACGACUACAAGAAUCCAGGAUAUUAUGACAUAACAGCUCAAGAUGUAUCUGUGUGGCAUGUUUCUAACAAUGCUCAGAUGGAGCACUGGUCGAUAGCCUCCAUUCUGAAGUACCACACCAAAACAAACUUUCUUAAAUUGUACGGAGGCAAUCUUUACUUCUUAAUCAAGCGCUAUCCAGUGAAAUACCGUGCAGGUGUCUGUACCACUAACCAUGGGCCCUCAAUUCCUAUUGUGUACGAUCUUGGAGAUGAACAGUCUACUAGCAAUCUGUAUGGCCCGCACACUAGAGGGCUGUUUAAACCCGGUUUCAUCACCUUCCGGGCUUUUAAUAAUGAGCAGGCAGCCAUGGCUAUCUGCUCAGGGGUCAGACCAACAGGGUGUCACACAGAACAUUUCUGCGUUGGAGGAGGAGGAUAUUUUGCGGAAGGUGGUGGAAGGCAGUGUGGAGAUUUUACAGGACUUGACUGGGAUGGCUAUGGGACUCACCAAGGCUGGAGUGCCUCUAGAGAGAUGACGGAGUCCGCAAUGCUGCUUUUCUACCGCUGAAGUGCAGGCGAGGACGGUCACACACUCAACUCAUACUGGAAUGCCUGACGAUUUCUGAAAUCAAAAAAAUCUGGACUGUUUUGAUUUUUUUUUUGUGCAAUCGUAUUUACGGUCUCAUGACCACCUUCUUGUUAUAAACUUGAUAUAAAUCUCAAACCUGCACAGA